Messenger RNA from Seriola dumerili (greater amberjack), 5518 nucleotides. RefSeq names its product alpha-protein kinase 3-like (gene alpk3a). The record is from RefSeq and is a predicted model, not a curated record. Lineage: Eukaryota; Metazoa; Chordata; Actinopteri; Carangiformes; Carangidae. The coding region runs from base 1 to 3906 and encodes 1301 amino acids. Gene Ontology annotation, biological process: cardiac muscle cell development; protein phosphorylation. Gene Ontology annotation, molecular function: protein serine/threonine kinase activity; ATP binding. Gene Ontology annotation, cellular component: nucleus. The transcript has 17 exons.
AUGACUUCCAGAAGGCCAAUGACACGCUCUUUUUCUGGCAAUGGGAGGACAAGCAGCUUCAGUGAAGAGGAGGGCAGCUCUUCCAAUGGCCGCAAUACUUACCUUUCGAAUGUUAGGCCUGAAAACAGGUAUUCUCACUACAGGCCAACGAGGAGCACAUUGUGCAGCGUCAUGGCUCAGCUCACUGAGGACAUACAGCCGUCCUUUGAGACCACCUUGAAAUCAAAGGCAGUCUCAGAAAACUGUAACGUGAAGUUCACCUGUGUGGUGUCAGGUUACCCAGCUCCAGAACUGAAAUGGUAUAAAGAUGAUAUGGAAAUGGAUCGGUACUGUGGACUUCCAAAAUAUGAAAUUGGCCGGAAUGGAAAAACCCACACCCUCCAUAUAUACAACUGUACAUUGGACGAUGCAGCCAUCUAUCAGGCCUCAGCUAGUAAUAGUAAAGGCAUUGUCUCCUGCUCGGGAGUUUUGGAGGUUGGCACUAUGAAUGAGUACAAGAUCCACCAGCGGUUUUUUGCCAAGCUGAAGCAGAAAGCAGAGAAGAAGAAGAAAGACUUGGAGGAGCAGACUAAGAAGCAAGAUAAAACAAACACUCAGAGAGAGAAACCACAGAAAACCCCAGAACGUCCUCCAAGGAAGCGGCCUAUUCUACCACCAAAGGAGAAGCCAGUGGUCAAGGAGCCCGAGGUUGGGGAACAAGUGGGAGCUGCUGCAGAACCUAAUGGAGUUAGCUCGGAAGUCAUGGAAACAGAAACUAUCUCAUCCACAAACAGCAGCCCGGAGAAGGAGGUACCUCCAUCUGGGGAAACCUUGGCUAAAAAGAAAAUAAAGAUCUCAAAUGGUGUAGAUGUUGGGGUCUCCAACAGCAGUAGCAGCAGCAGUAGCAGUGAAAACUGUUACGAUGGAGGAAUCAGUUUGGCACAGUUUCUUGCAGAGACUCUCCAGUCUCAGUCUGCUGAGGAGAAACAGAACUCAUCUCGAGUGGAGAAACCUAAAGAGAUGAAUGUACCUGUUGUAAAUGACAACCACAGUAAACAUGGCUCAGAGGUCAAACAUCACAGCAGGGCUCAUAAGGAUCACGACCACCAUAACAUCCAGGCUUCCAUCUCCUCUAUGCUCCACACAGUCAAAGACUUCUUCUUUGGUAAGAGUAAGAAGGGCUUUCAUGAUCACAUUGAGGACAGGGAGAGAGAGUUUGACCACUACUCAAUUCAGCCUCCUCAACCGGAAACGCCGCCGUCAUUUCGACUGCAACAGGAGUGUAAUCCAGAUGUGUACAAGCCUCUAACAGAGGAUGUUGUGCCUAUGGAAACAGAUAAACCAAAUGAGUCUUCAGGAAGUGUGUACAUGGAACAGCCGUCAGUGUCAUUGGAGACACAUGAACAUAAGCAUGAAGACAGUGUUCUACACACAGACCUGACACCAGCUGAUAAAUUGCCACCAAAGAGCACAGAAGAGUCCACAAGGCAGAGUGUCAAGGAGGUGGAGGAUGCUGCGGAGGCCAUGGAGGUGUCUGUGGGGACAGGGAGCAGCAGUCCAGGCGAAGAAAUACCAUUGUCCGGGCUUCAAGUUCUCACUGAGACGGAAGACAAAGAUUCUCAAGUAGUCUCAGUUAUCAGCAAGGUUCCUGUAAACCAGCAAGAGCCAGAUUGCCUGGUAGUUUCACCACGGCCUGAUCACCAGGCUGCAAGAGAUGCCUCCUCACCCAGGGAAGAUAUAUCUGUCUUACCACUGACCAAAACCCCUUCUGAAGAAGGAGAAGAGCAGCUGAGUAUUGAUAAGAUGGGCGAAGAAGCGAAACCUGAAAAAGCAGAGAGUAGAAAACAGAACCUUGAAGAAGUGUCAGACAAGAGUGUAAAAGAGAGCACUCCCUCUUUGCUAUUGGAAGCUCCACUACCAAAGGUCGGUGACAAUGUGGUGUCAAUCAAUAAAACAGCGGAAGACAACAUUGUUCCUGAAAAGAAAAAUAAGAUAAAACCUCUUAAAGAGGCCAAGAUAGAGAAUUCUGUGUCUGUUGAGGACCCCCAGAAAAACAGAUGCACUGUUGAGCGACUCAGCUGUAAACCCCCGGCACAUCCAUCACUGAGUCCAGCCAGUCUUCGCAAAUUCAUGCCCAAGGCUGCUCCAGACUCAGACAGUGAGGCUGUGACGGCUGUCCCUGUGAUCACUGUGGGUGAUCGUCAGAGUGACAAGGCAGAUGAAGAUCUCAGCGGAGGCUCAACACCAACAUCAUCCCUCUCCUGUGAAAGCAGUCCCCGGCUGAAACGCAGAGACAGCCUGUCGCUCAUACGCUCCGCCACACCUGAGGAGCUAGCCUCCGGAGCUCGCCGUAAAAUCUUCAUCCCAAAAGCUAAAGACGAUGGAGAGGGAGCAGUGUUUGGUGUGCUCGACACUCAAGGCAAGAAGGAGACUCCCUACAUGUCCCCCAGCCAGGCUCGCAGAGCAGCAUUACUACAAGCUUCCACGGGACAAAACACCCCACCAAUGGAGAGGCGUUCUCCACUACUGAGCCGCAGAAAGGCCACCUUGGAGGUGCCAAAAGUGGUGGAGGAGACUCCAAAAGACGAGCCAGUCACCAAGAAAGAGGAGAAACCAGCUGAAAAGAAGCUAGAUCCUUUGAAAGCUCCACAGGUCAUCCGUAAGAUCAGGGGAGAGCCGUUCCCAGAUGCCUCGGGACACCUGAAGCUGUGGUGCCAGUUCUUCAAUGUGCUCAGUGACUCCACCAUUAAAUGGUACAGAGACGAGGAGGAAAUACUAGAGGUGAAGAGAAGUGGAGGUGAUGAAAGCCAAGUGGCCUUGGCUAUUGUGCUGGCAUCCAGCCAAGACUGUGGGGUAUAUGGCUGUACGAUCAAGAAUGAAUACGGGAGCGAUACCACUGACUUCCUGCUCAGUGUAGACAUUCUGUCUGAGAUACUACUAAGAGAUGAUUUGGAAGUCGGAGAGGAGAUCGAGAUGACCCCAAUGCUGUUCAACAAAGGCCUGGCUGACUGUGGAAACUGGGGUGAAAAGUUCUUUGGCCGCAUCAUGACUGAGACAGUGAACAUCGGGGAGGGCUGCGCUCACAAAGCCAGCAAAGUGAAGGUUAUUUAUGGCUUGGAUCCUGUCUUUGAUUCUGGAAGCAACUGCAUCAUUAAAGUUCAAAACCCCAUCGCCUACGGGACCAAACAAGAGAGCAACCUUACAGAAAGGAAUCUAGAGAUUUCUAAGCAAGAAUGCAAAGUCCAAAACAUGAUUCGAGAAUACUGUAAAAUCUUUGCAGCUGAAGCAAGAGUUAUUGAGAACUUUGGCCAUUCUCUAGAAGUGAUUCCUCAGUAUCUGAUGUACCGGCCUGCAAACUCUGUGCCAUAUGCUACAGUGGAGGCUGAUCUCGCAGGUGUCUUCCUCAAGUAUUGUAUGAUGGAUCCUAAAGGCAGGCUGAUUACACGAACCACUUCUGAGGUGGAGCAGAAAUGUAGCACCUUCCAGCACUGGAUCCAUCAGUGGACACAUGGCAAUUUACUCGUCACCCGGCUAGAGGGUGUUGAAGCGAAGCUUACUAAUGUUAGAGCUGUGACCAAGUCAAAAGGAUACCAAGGAUUAACUGAGUAUGGCUCUCCUGAAGUAUUCGAACAGUUCCUGACACAGCAUCAGUGCAACUACUACUGUGGACUUCUUGGCCUGCGCCCCCUGAAGUCUAUGGAUAGUCUGCUGCAGCCUACCAAGAUAAAGGGCUCCAGGAGCCCCCUUCUCAACCGCAAGUUGGGCUCUAACAGCCCACAGCUGCAGCGGAAAGGACAGAGCCCUCAAUUGUCUAGAAAGGCAAAUUCUAGCCCAAGGGUGACAAGAAAAGUUCAGGAGCCAGAGAACAAUAAAUCAGACACCAAACCCAAGUCUGCAGAAACUGUCAAUGCUCUUGAAAUGCCGUAGGAAGAAGGCCUUCCUGUUUUAGUGCUUUUAAUGGUUAAUUAUUACCUGUUUCUUUCCAGUUACCAAAGCCAGCAAGGACAUGAGGAAUAAGAGUAAUGAGAAAAAGACUAGUUUUUUGACCUGACUUGUCAAAAAAAAAAAAAAUACUGUGAAUUUCUCAGUCGCCAUCACACCUAUCCUACAUCCAUUUCCCGGCUAGUCAGUUAACUUCUUAAUAUAGUUAACUAGGUUUAUGGUGUGUUUAUGUUUGGAGUUGGCUCAAGGUUUUUGACCUUAUACAGCAAAUUCAGUGUUUUUUACUGUUAGAGAAUGAAAAACAACACUGGGCCACAUUAGAGUUGACACUAUUAACUUCACCUCAGAGUCUUACCAGCUCUAUGAAUGGAUGUCAACAUUUUAAGGACUGUUGAGUAUGAAAUGCGACCACAGCCACAGAGGUGAUUGAGGUAAUGUAUCCUUAUUAAACACACAUGUUCAUCUAUGAUGUACAGUAUGUGUGUAGGGUAUAAGUUUAUUUUGGAGAUGUUAUUUGUGGUUAACAUUAGAAAUGCAUAUGCAACAUUACUUUACACAGCAAAGUCGAGCUGAUGCUGUGGAAUGACAGCACCAAGAUGUUUGUGUGCACUUUGUUUUUGGCAUUACUUUUUAGUAGUUAUUGAGUACUUGUAUCUUUUUAUUAUAGAGGUCGUCUGUGUCUUUAAUCGGUCCUCUGUCAGUAUUUCAGAAAAUAUGCCGGCGAAUGCCUCUGUCAAAGCUGUAGGCAAUAAGGGUCUUACCAUUGAACUCUUAACUAUGGCAUGCUUAUGCUCAUUGACAUGCGAACACAUGAGCCAGCACAGAGGGCUGCUGAAUGAGGUCCAUACAGUUAUUUGGACCUGUACUAUGGACUGUGGGAUAAAAGCACACUGAACAAAAUAAACAAAAGAGCAGAGGACUUAGGACUUUUAGAUGCCUAUUGAUCACUUAGUAAGGCUCCCUGUGUGAAAUCUGUGAAGUUUUACAACAACUGAAAAUCACCUUUUGCUGAACAAUACAGCUGUAAGUUUUUGGUCAACAGAAACCAGACCACAAACACUUUCAUGGACUUUGGGAUUAGAAUAAGAAUAAAAACUAUUCAGUUAUCAUGUGGGUUUCCACAGGUAUUCAUGGUUCAGUUCCAACAGAAACCAGUUCCCUUUUACAAAAAGAGACAUCACCUCUUCCCUUUGACAAGAAAUCUUCAGGAAUUUCUACAUAAGUGAAAGUCCUCAAAGAAGUCCGAAUAGCCACUGUUAAACUGCUGCUGUUACUUAAUUGCAUGAAGCCUUAUUAAUGAAAGAAAACAUAAUUUCUAGGAGAAAUAUUUGAAAUGGAGUUGAAAUAUUUGAAAAAGCAAAAUAAGUGUGGUGUCAUGCAAACAAAGUGUUGCAUAGUGUUUAUGUGUACAUAAAGUCAAAGGACUAAAUAUCUGAACUAGUGUGAAGAAAAAUAGUAAAUGUGUGAAGGAGCGUGUGAAUGAGUGAGUGAAUGAAUAAAUGUGUGUUUACAAUGAAUGCUGUCUUUGGUAUGUUACACCAUGUCAGCUCAAGUUUUUUUUUAAAUAAAUGUUUAAAACAUUUGUGUCCAAGCAUGA